Messenger RNA from Amphimedon queenslandica, 539 nucleotides. RefSeq lists its product as uncharacterized. The transcript has 4 exons. Lineage: Eukaryota; Metazoa; Porifera; Demospongiae; Haplosclerida; Niphatidae. The record is from RefSeq and is a predicted model, not a curated record. The coding region runs from base 17 to 400 and encodes 127 amino acids.
CUACUAGCUACUAGCUAUGGCUCUAAAGCAGCUCAAGGAAGAGCAGAGUCAAUUCUGUCUCAAUAAUGAAAGUAAUAAAGAUUCUGAUGAUGAGGAAGAUUUAAUGUCUCCUAAGGAUAGCAAGAUCAUUCAGUUUAUCAAUAAUGAUUUAUGGGGAAAAACAAAAAGGAGAGGCCCUCAGUCUGAUUCUCCAACCAAGGCAUGUGAAGCACUAGGCUGUAGAAAUAAAUUUGAAGAAAAGUUAUACUUUGCAGUGAGAUUUGCAUGUAGGGAGAGGGAGGAUCACCCGAUCAUUUGUGAAACUUGUUUUUAUAAAUCCGAUUGCCCAAACCACAGAGAAGGCCUCUCUGUUGAUCACAAUGACUAUAAAGCUGACAAUGAUACUCAAGCUUGGCCCUAACUUUGACUUGGCAGGUGUAGAGUUUGCUAUCUCAUGUGUAUAGUAAACUGUGUGUGUGUGUUCUAUGUUAUCAUACAAUUGUUUGACGACAUUGUAACCUAUUCAGAUAAGAUGUACUUUUGUAGCACUUUUAAAAACA